This is a messenger RNA of Melopsittacus undulatus (budgerigar), 1281 nucleotides long. It is a transcript of the gene PRODH2, whose product is annotated as proline dehydrogenase 2. The transcript has 11 exons. Gene Ontology annotation, molecular function: FAD binding; proline dehydrogenase activity. NCBI's taxonomy places the organism in Eukaryota, Metazoa, Chordata, Aves, Psittaciformes, Psittaculidae. The record is from RefSeq and is a predicted model, not a curated record. The annotation marks the transcript as partial. Gene Ontology annotation, cellular component: mitochondrion.
CUGCUGGGGGGGGAGGGGCUCCGGGGCCGGCGCGCGCGGGAACUGCUGCGCGCGCUGCUGGUGCUGGGGCUGUGCGCGCGGCCCGCGCUCGUGCGGGGGGCGGGGCGGCUCCUCCCUCUGGCCCCUCCCCCCCUGCGCGCGGCCGUGUACGCGCAGUUCGUGGCCGGCCCGGACCGCGCAUGCGCACUGCAGACGGCCGCGCGCCUGCGCACUGAGGGGCUGCGCGCUGCCCUGGCGCUGCCCUGCGAGAGCCCCGGGGGGCGGGGCCAGCAGGGUGAGAGCUGGUUCGAUGCCAACCAUGGGGCAGCCCUGGAAUGUGUGGGGCUGGCGGCAGCCACAGGGCCUGGGGCCAUGAUGCAGCUGAAGGUGACGGCCAUGAUGGACGCCGAGCUCUGCGCCACCAUUCAGCAGCGGAUGCAGGAGCCGGGAACGGAGGUGACACCAGAGCUCUUCAUUGAGGCCAUGGGGGGCAAGGUUGCUCCGUCCCUGCCCUUCCUGACCCCACAGCAGAACCAGCACCUUGGGGCCUCCCUGCGGCGCUUGGACAGCGUGGCCCAGGCGGCUGUGGCUCAGGGGGUGACCCUCAUGGUGGACGCGGAGCAGACCCACCUGCAGGGGGCGCUGCGGGUCAUGACCCUGGCUCUGAUUGGUCGGCACAACCGGGGGGCGGAGCCUCGAGUCUGGAGCACAGUGCAGGCCUAUGUGCGGGGCGCUGAGCAGAUGCUGACCAUGGAAGCCUCCUGGGCCCGGCGCUAUGGGGCUGGCUAUGGGGUGAAGCUGGUCCGAGGAGCCUACCUGGAGGAGGAGAGGAUCAGGGCCCAGAGGUUGGGGGUCCCAGACCCACUGCACCCCACAUUGGAGGCCACACACCUCAGCUAUGGGGCCUGUCUGGAGCUGGCUCUGGCACUGGUGGUCCAGGAUCGGGUCAGGCUCAUGGUUGCCACACACAAUGAGGCCUCAGUGAUGCAGGCAGUGCAGCGCAUGGAGGCCUUGGGCAUCCCCCGCCGGGGGGGGGUCUGCUUCGGGCAGCUCUAUGGGAUGUGUGAUCACGUGACCCUGGCGCUGGGUGGUUCCGGUUUCUCGGCCUUCAAGUCAGUUCCGGUGGGACCGGAAGGGGCGGUGCUCCCGUACCUGCUGCGGCGCGCGCAGGAGCACCGGCAGGGGGCGCUGCUGCGCACGGCGGCCGAGAGAGCGAUCCUAUUGGCUGAGCUGGGGAGGAGGGUCCGGAAGCCCCCCCCACCGCCUCGGACCCCCUCCAGGUCGACCUCCUCCCGGUCCUGA